This is a messenger RNA of Uloborus diversus, 3772 nucleotides long. Its product is annotated as UDP-N-acetylglucosamine transporter-like. The transcript has 8 exons. Lineage: Eukaryota; Metazoa; Arthropoda; Arachnida; Araneae; Uloboridae. Gene Ontology annotation, biological process: pyrimidine nucleotide-sugar transmembrane transport. Gene Ontology annotation, molecular function: UDP-galactose transmembrane transporter activity. The coding region runs from base 37 to 1047 and encodes 336 amino acids. Gene Ontology annotation, cellular component: Golgi membrane. The record is from RefSeq and is a predicted model, not a curated record.
ACACAAACGAUUUCUUCACAUCAUUCGUCAAAGAAGAUGAUUCGUCAUGCCAAGUAUGUUUCUCUUACUGUUUUGAUUUUGCAAACCACUGCAAUGGUUUUGGUUCUAAGAUACUCGAGAACUGUACCUCAAUCUGGCCCAAGAUACUUAGCUUCAACUACUAUAGUAGUUUCUGAAAUCCUGAAAAUUUUUUGCUGUCUUGUUAUGACAAGCUAUGAAUGUGGUUGGUCAUACAGUAUCUUAAAAAAACUUCUGCAGAAAGAAAUAUGGCAGAAAAAAAUAGAAACACUAAAACUUGUUGUGCCAGCUGGCUUAUAUACUAUACAAAAUAAUUUAUUAUUUCUUGCAUUAUCUGUCUUGGAUGCAGCAACCUAUCAGGUAACUUAUCAGUUGAAAAUUCUCACAACUGCCAUGUUUUCUGUGAUAAUACUUCAUAAAAGAUUAGAAAUCACUCAAUGGCUUGCUCUAGUCUUACUUAUGAUUGGUGUUGCUCUUGUGCAGUUUCCCUCUGCAGAUUCUUCCAGUGUUUCAAAUUCCUCGCAAAGCAUAUCCUCUCAAUUUUUGGGGUUAUUUGUUGUCUUCAUUGCAUGUUUUUCAAGCGGUUUCAGUGGUGUUUAUUUUGAAAAACUACUAAAGAGCUCUGCCCAGUCACUGUGGAUAAGAAAUAUCCAGCUCGCUGUAUUCAGCAUUAUUUUUGGUGUUUUGGCAAUGGUAAUGCAAGAUUUUCCAGCUGUUCUGGAACAUGGAUUUUUCCAAGGUUACUAUACAACUACUUGGAUUGUUAUUUUUCUUCAGGCUUUUGGAGGACUAGUUGUAUCAACUGUGAUAAAAUAUGCAGAUAACAUUUUGAAAGGUUUUGCUACUUCCAUAUCAAUUGUGUUAUCUACUAUCGCUUCCUAUUAUUUAUUAGAUGACUUCAAACCUACAAAUACUUUUUUCAUGGGAGCUACAAUUGUUAUCACGGCAACCAUGCUGUAUGGUUAUCCAGUGAAAAAAACAGAUAAAUACUCUUCUGGAAGCCAAAAUGGAAAGCUAGUAGAAAGAUGAUUUGUCUAUCUUUUAAAAUUUUUACAUGUUGUUGAUUGCUAUGUUUUUUUUUUAUUCAUCCUCUAAAUGGGUCUAACCAGGCUUUUACCCAGAGUCUUGUUUUGUGAAUUCUUUUAGCAAAAUAAUGAAAACCUUGUAGUUUUUGUGCAUGUAAUUUUAAAAUUUAAACCUUUAAAAUUGCAUCAGCAGAAAUAUCAAUACAUAUUUUAUAUAUAUAAUUUUGUCAUAGAAAAGUUAAAUGAUAAAAAAAUUGAACAAUAAUCCCCAAACACCCUGGGACCUAAUCAGGGGAACUCCCCUAGGGCAGGGAGAACAAUGAGAUGUUUUGUGAGUGUUGCAAGAGUAUAAGCCUAAAAAAUGCAUCACUAGUACCUCAACACCUCACAAAAUAAGGAAAAGGGUAAUAGAAGUCAAUUUCAAAAUGCCCAAAAGUCAAUUUCAUAAUGGGAGGUCCCAGGUUGUUUUGGGAUUAUUGUUCAACUUUUCAAUCUUUUUACUAUUCAACUUUUCUAUGGCUAAUAUUAUCUUUGCUGCCAGUUUCAAAGUGCUGCCUAUGCCACCUAUUGAGCUGUGUUGUUAGUUUAAUUUCAUUGACUGAUUUGUCCAAGGUAAAGAAAUUCUGCUUUUUUAAUGUUAUUUUGUGUGUGUGUGUGUGUGUAUAUAUAUAUAUAUAUAUAUAUAUAUAUAUAUAUAUAUAUAUGAUUCCAGAGAAUAGACAAUUGAACCAGGUAUCAAUAGAUUCGUAAUUUUUUAGGGAUCAUGUUUGGAAAACUUGCACCUUUGUAUGACUUUAAUUAGCAGAGAUUUUAAUUGAAACUAUCUUAAGCAACAUUUCAUUCACUUUAAAAUUUCUGAUUCUCUGCUGCUGGCAUCGUUUCAAUACUACUUCAUGUGAAAAAGACGCUACAAAAAUCUUGACCAUUGCACAAUAAACCCAGGUUCGAGCAAAAAUAUUAUGUUCAACCUGCAACAUGGAGAAAAGUGGGAUUAAUAAAUGUACUGCUGAUGUUUCACUACAGUUGGUAAGAUGUAUUUAGCUGCAAUGUAAUCUUUUUUUUAAUUUUUUUUCUUUGAAACAACCUAACUUAUGUUGUAAAAAUGUCAAUUAACAUUCUUUUGUAAACUUAAGCUGUCUCAGGAGGCAAAGCCCCCGUACUUUGGUGCUUCCGAGGACACAAACGUAGGGGGCGAGGUUGAGGAGGCCGCCGAAGUCGACAGGUGUAGUUGCUCUGAAGCCUGGUAUUAAUAAAUAUAUAAAGAAACAGUCAAAUCAGUAACUCAUCUACCCCACUAAGUCGACAUUUAUUUUUCCAAUGGUUGGCCGAAAGCUAAUUUCAAUGAGUGUAAACUCCUCUAACUUGACACACAUUAACUGAAACAGCAAUAAAUCACCUUCCACUUCUGUUGUUGUCUUGUGCCAGCUAAUCUAGCAAUUUGGGGUGCACUGCCUUCACUUUUUCAACUGUACCGUAAUUUGGUGUGAAGUCAGAUUUCCACAGUACAUACAUGUCAUAAGGACCCGUUUAUAUAGUAGGUAACCAAUCACAGCAUAACAACACAUUCAUACAAAGGAUAAGGUCAAGAGAGAGAAAGGACCUCCAAACUUCUCUGAUUGCUAGACACGGCUGUCGACUGUACUCCUAAAUUUUUUAUACGUUGGGGCCGAUAUCACUUGUAGUGCUUUUGAAGAUUUUUUAUGUAUAUUUAUAGGAUAUCUUAAUAAAAACAAAACAAAACAAAAAAAAAUCAUUCUUUUUCAAGCUAAAUUCACUUUUGGCUUUUUCUUUUGAUCGGCUUUUUUUCCUUUUUUAAAUAUAGGUUUACAAAUAAUAGACACUAAAUUGACCAGCAUGGGCAUUUUCUGCUUGCAUUGUCAUUCAUCACAAGCAGUAGGUUAUUGAGUGCCUCAGAUUGAUAUCAGAAAUUCUAAUAUUUUAUUUAAUAUUUGCCUUCCACUUUAUUAAUUAACUAGCCGCCUGCGGCGACCAGCUGGUCCGUCUUUUUACACCAAGGUUGCCGCCUUCGGCGGCUGCUUAGGCAAUUUAGCAACGGUAUUAAUCAAUGUUUUUCUCUAUAUAUCAAUAUUAUCAUUCGCCUUUUCACGCCAAUGUGGCCGACUUCGGCGACUGCUUAAAUGGAUUUCGUGGCGGUAUCAAUCAAUCUAUAUCUAUAUCAUUAUUAAUUUAAAUUAAAUAUUUUCUAGAUCUAUCUCCAGUUUUGUCGUUUGGAAUAUUUUUAAAGGUGGGGGAAGGGAGACACGAACGGCUUGCUCUUUGGCUAACUUGUGGCUACUUUGGCUUUGGCCUACGGCGGCUGUCUGGCUUACUUGUCAUUCACCAUUUUACGCCAAGAAGUCGGAAAAUAACAAAAAUCACGUCCAUUUUUAUGUGAAGACAUUAUGUUUUCAAAUCGUAGCGGCGGGGGCUAUGACCCCCCCCCCCCCCCCCCACCGGUUGUUGUUCUGUAAAUAACGGGUCUGUCUAUUUCUCACUGUACAUCAACAUGUAGAUUUGUCUUUCUCCAGAUCCAUGCAAAUUUACCUCUGAUAGUAAUUAACAAUCUUUUUUUCAAAGCAAAAAAGUAUUAAUUUGAAAAAAAAAAAAAAAAAAAAAAUUUGUGCACUCAAUGUCUAUUUAUCUACUAAUUCGAUCUAUCUCUAAAUUUUCUUAUCUAUCUCUAUUUAUUUUCAUCUAACCUCCAAUCUUAUUCCGUAACAAAAAGAAAA